ACUAAAGUGCAACGCAGUGAGCCACUCGGCCACCGUACAAAGGCGCUCUCGUCUCGUGUUGCAGGAAGUGAUUGCUCUGCUGUGAAUAACAACAUACGAUUACAAACACGAGCGCUUUUAUAUUAUCAUGGCUGAGUAUUCACAUGUGAAGUCCACCAAACUGGUUCUAAAAGGAUUGAACGACAAGAAAAAGAAGAAAAAGAACAAGGACAAAAAGAGAAAACGAGAAGAUGGAGAAGACAAGCCAGACAUUGUUGGAGGAUGGUGGGCAGUGAAGAGUUUAGGUGAAAUCACAGGCACCGUGGCCAUUGAGAUGCACAACAACUCUUACGUUCAUGCACUGGACACAGGACUUUUCACAGUAGGAGCUCCACAUAAAGAGGAUGAAGGCCCAGAUCCACCCGAACAGUUCACUGCAGUCAGACUUUCAGACUCCAGGAUAGCACUAAAAUCGGGUUACGGGAAGUAUCUGGGGAUAAACUCAGAAGGCAUUGUGAUUGGUCGAUCAGACGCCAUCGGCUCCAGGGAGCAGUGGGAGCCAGUGUUUCAGGAUGGUAAAACGGCUUUGCUUGCUGCAAACAGCGGCUUCAUCUCGUACAGCGAAAAUGGAGACAUAGUGGCCAAAAACAAGGCAGCUGGAGAUGAGGAGAUGAUCAAGAUUCGUUCGUGUGCAGAGAAAGAAGUGAAGAAAAAGGAUGAUCUUGCAGAUGAAGACAGGGGUGAUGUCAAGAGCUGUGAGGUCAACUAUGUAAAGAAAUUUCAGAGUUUUCAGGAUCGUAAGCUGAGGGUGAAUGAGGAGGACGGCAAGGUGCUGAAACUAGCCAGAACAGAUGGUAAAUUUCACGAAGCACUGCUGGAUAGGAGAGCCAAAAUGAAAGCUGACCGAUACUGCAAGUGAAACAGGAGAUAACAUUUUCUAUUUCAGUAUUAUGAUGUCUGCUUUUUUUAAAUAAACCUGUAAACUUUUCAAAAUA
This is a messenger RNA of Misgurnus anguillicaudatus (oriental weatherfish), 974 nucleotides long. It is a transcript of the gene frg1, whose product is annotated as FSHD region gene 1. Gene Ontology annotation, molecular function: actin filament binding. Lineage: Eukaryota; Metazoa; Chordata; Actinopteri; Cypriniformes; Cobitidae. Gene Ontology annotation, cellular component: catalytic step 2 spliceosome; nucleolus; striated muscle dense body. The record is from RefSeq and is a predicted model, not a curated record.